AUGGCUGCACCAGCCGUGGAUCCCAAUGAGGCGUAUCGCCAAACACAAUUUCAGAUCUACAAUUUGCAACAAACGCUUUUGAACUCGUCCAAGGCGGCAGAAUCUGAAGUUGCAGGGCCAACGGCCCACAAAAGGCCAGAAAUAGCCAAUGGUCGUGAUGACGCCAGAACCAAUAACAGACCCUUUCACGAUCCCGCACAAAUUGAUUCCAAGCCGGUAUUGGAAUUAGUUGCUGACAAGUUUGGAAAUCACCAUAGACGAAUUGGUAUAUAUCGUUACAAUCCGUGGAAAACGGGGCAUCUGGCGGACUCUAAGAGACCGGAUACAAACCAAGAACCACUAGACGAAACUCAGUAUGCUAUGCCCCGUCCGUUUUUGCCGGCUUUUGGGUUCUCCGACAUCAACGCACUAGUGACGGUAGAGGUGCGUCACGAAGACAUAGUCGGUGCCUUGCAGAAACCCUCGCUAAAUGUCCGCGUAGCCAAUAAUGAGCUAUGGGGGACUCAGAUUUAUACAGACGAUUCCGACUUGUUGCUGGCCCUCAUACAUUGCCAUGUUUUGCGCUAUGGAAGUGACGACAUCACCGAAGGGAUUCUACGGACGCCCGCGAACUUGAGCAAUCCAGACAAUGUCACUGGUACUUUGCCACCAAGCUCUAUUGCUUACGAUUUGAAAGUUGAUCUGUUGCUGCUACCACCUCUCAAAAAGUAUUCGUCUACAAGCAGUAAUAGCGUUAGAUCCCGUUCCUGGGCUACUGGACACGACGGCUUAAGCUUUGGGAUAUAUGCAGUGGAAAUUACAGCUAGAGACCAUUCAUUACAAAGCAUCGAACCUCAGGAUGAAAUAAAAUCAGUUCAGUGGUGA
Messenger RNA from Lachancea nothofagi CBS 11611, 864 nucleotides. The record is from the annotation of a GenBank genome assembly. NCBI's taxonomy places the organism in Eukaryota, Fungi, Ascomycota, Saccharomycetes, Saccharomycetales, Saccharomycetaceae.